AUGGGCUGCAACAACUCAACACUGGAUGGCCUCCCAGCGGUUGCACUGUGCCGUGACCGUUGCAGAUUCGUAGAGGAAGCUCUCCGACAAAGCUACGCCGUGGCAGAUUCACACGCCGCACACAUCCACUCCCUCAACACUCUUGGCCCCGUUCUCUCCCUUUUCUUCCGUCAAUUUCACCACUCAGAUGACAAAAAGGAGUUCAACCCAACUCGUUAUGAUUCUUCACCAUCACCAUCACCAUCACCAUCACCAUCCCCCCCUCCUUAUGUAAACUAUGCGCCCUCACCUCCUCCCCCCACCAACUCAGCAUGGGACUUCUUGAACUUUUUUGAAAGUUUUGACAAAUACCAAAUGCCUUACAGCCCCACGCGUGAGCAUCCCCCUCCGGAGAAGGACACAACUAAUUUUGAUUCUGUUUCCCGUGGAGAGCCAUUGAAGUCAAAGGAACAUACCCACUCUGAUUCACCCAAAGGUUUAUCAGAGGCGAUGAAAGAGAUUCAGACUCUAUUUCAGAGAGCAUCCCGUUCCGCCAACCCCGUUUUGGAAUUGCUUGACGUCGGCAAACUCCGUUAUCAUCGUAAUAUAGCCGUUAAUCCUGAUCCUUGCACGAUGAUGCAUACCUUUUCUCCCUCAAACCCCCUAAACUGCAUGGAAUCCUCGAGAAUGUAUGAAGGAGUUGACAUGCACAAGGGCCUUAGGCGUGCGAAUCUUAGCUCUACUCUCUACAAGCUGUGUAUAUGGGAGAAAAAGCUCUACGACGAAGUCAAGGGUGGGGAGAAAUUGCGCAUGCUUCACGAGAAGAAGUGUAGGCAGUUGAGACGUGUGAAUAAAAGGGGUGCCGAUGCUCACAAAGUUGGUUCUGUUGAAACUCUCAUUGCGAUUCUAGCUACAAAAAUCAAAAUUUCUUUCCAAGUAGUUGACAACAUAUCUACCACCAUUUGUAAGUUGACGGAGGAGGAGUUAUGGCCGCAGAUUAACAAUUUCAUUUUCAGGUUUCUUGGAAUGUGGAAAGAAAUGCUAGAAUGUUACAAAUGCCAGUAUAAGGAAAUUGCCGAAGCCAAGAGUAUAGAUGUGUCUUCUUUCAGCAGAAAGCUGAGCAAUUCUCAUCUUGAUGAAGUAAUAAAUCUCAAAUCUGAGAUACAGAACUGGAAUUUAAGCUUCUCAGAUUGGAUUUACGCCCAAAAGUCCUUUGUGAAAGCCUUGAAUGGUUGGCUAAUGAGAUGCCUACCGUAUGAACCUGAAGAAAUACUUGAUGGGAUUGGUCCCUUCUCUCCUGGAAGGAUUGGUGCACCGCCUGUGUUUGUGGUCUGCACCAAAUGGUCACAGGCAAUGGAUGUUCUCUCAGAGAAGAAUGUGAUUGAAGCUGUAAAUGGAUUUAUGGUCAAAGUGAAUGAGCUCUUGGAAAAACAUGUUUCAGACCAUCAGCAAAACUUAACAGUGGAUAAGGAAUUAGAGAGAAAAGUGAAAAUCUUGGAGAGGCAGGAGCAGAAGAUGCACAAAGUGGUUCAGUCUCGAGAAAGAAAAAAGAUUCCAAAUGCCAGAGAGGAUAAUGAUGUCCUGUUACGAGGGGAUGGUGAUGUUGUUGAUAUACUGAGCUUCCAGUCAGGUCUAAAACAUAUAUUUGCUGCCAUGGAGAGGUUCACUACCACCAUUGCUUGUGCAUAUGAACAAUUGUGCCAGCAAAUUGACGAAGACAACCACCGUUUGGGAUAA
This is a messenger RNA of Abrus precatorius (Indian licorice), 1716 nucleotides long. RefSeq lists its product as uncharacterized. The coding region runs from base 1 to 1716 and encodes 571 amino acids. NCBI's taxonomy places the organism in Eukaryota, Viridiplantae, Streptophyta, Magnoliopsida, Fabales, Fabaceae. The record is from RefSeq and is a predicted model, not a curated record. The transcript has 4 exons.